AUGGACUUGCUCACUCUAGAGUACCAUUUGCAAAUCCUUCGAUACGUCUCGGUAUGCCUUUUCUCAGUGGCAGUAUGGGAGCAUCUCAUCUGGCUGCCCUCCGAGAUCCUGGUCUGGAAGAGCCUUUUCCGCAAACUAGGCAUCACUCGAGCUGCUCCGCCGCGCUAUGGCCUCCAUGCUCCGCUCGACACGUCAGAGGGUCGAAUUCAGGCCAGUUUAGGAUCCAUCUGCAUUUGUCUGCUGCGUUACUCCAUGCUAGUCUCUGGUCCGCUCAUGAUCACCUUCUUCCUCGGUAGACCGAUGGACUGCGCAGCCACUGCCAAAGCGCUGCGUCUAUGCUUUUGCGUGACGUGGGCAGCCGCAAACUCCAUCUUUGUCGCUCGAGUGUACAUCAUGUACGGCAAGAGCAAGCGGGUGUUGGCAGCUUUGGGACUCUUGUGGCUAGCGACGAUCGGAGCGUGGAUAGCAGACAUCUUUGCCUACUCGGCGGAAAGGAUCGCUCAGGUGCCUACCUUUGCCCCUUGGUGCCGAACCGUGGUGCAGCACCGAUGGAGGUCGACAGGUUGGGGACUGAGCAUGCUCUUCGACAUCGUCGUGCUCUUCAUGACGCUCUGGAAGGUGCACCGAUUGCAAGCGCCUCUUCCCGGAGGCAAUCGACUGCCCAAGAGCGAAAUGCACAGGUUCGUGCUGCGCAGCAACUUGCUCUGGUUCUCCAUCGUCUUUGUCGCAAACACCACCUGCUUCGUGGUGCAGCUGGCAGUCGACGAUCCCGUCUUGUCGCACUUGCCCACUCCCAUAGGCAUCGUGGGAACUGCAAUCGUAGCCGCUAGAAUCGUC
Molecule: messenger RNA, 837 nt
Organism: Ceraceosorus guamensis
Lineage: Eukaryota; Fungi; Basidiomycota; Exobasidiomycetes; Ceraceosorales; Ceraceosoraceae
Exons: 1
Source: RefSeq, a predicted model, not a curated record